AAGUGCAAGUAACUGGUUCAACUCCGCGUUGGGACAUUCAGCUAUUGUGCGUUUUGGGGAGGGAACUCGAAAGUCUCAGCGUUGUUAUACUUCAAUGAAAGGACGCGGAAGUAAACAGUCUUUAACGGAUUUGUUUUUACGAAUAUGACGUUUUCCUUUUGAUGCGAACUUGCGAAAUGUUGACUGAAAUUAUGAUCUCGUAGGCAAAGCCCUGGCUGGCUGCGUAAAUUUCCCGAACUCUUGUGACUGUCAACGCGUGGCUCUUUACAUGAGAUAAAGGUAAACAUUAACACAUGGUGAAUGCUACGAACUACCGAAACAAGAAUUGUUCUCUCCUCAGCUUCGUGACAGAAGACCGACUGCAGUCCUAUUCCAACUCUUUGACCCUUCCACCGCUCGCCAUGGAAGCCAGAGGAAAGUAUGAGUUUAAUGCUACGGCUGAGGAUGAGCUGAGCUUCCGAAAGGGAGACAUCCUGAAAAUUCUAGGUAGUCAAGAUGAGUGGUUUAAGGCAGAGCUGCAUGGACAGGAAGGCUUUGUGCCCCAAAACUACAUUGAAAGACAAACCCCAAGCUGGUUCAAGGAGACGGCAAGCCGCAGCUCUGCUGAGGAGCUCCUGAUGUCUAGGGAGGUGGGGGGAUUCCUGAUCCGUGGCAGUCAGAGCUCCCCUGGAGAAUUCUCCAUCUCUGUCAGACAUGAGUUUGACGUGCAGCAUUUCAAAGUGAUGAAGGACAGCAAAGGCCACUACUUCCUGUGGUCAGAGAAGUUCACUUCCCUCAACAAGCUGGUGGACUUCUACAAGAACACCUCCAUCUCCAAGCAACGGGGCAUCUACCUUAGAGACGGUAGCCGGGAUGACCAGAGCCCAUCCGCACCCCAACCGUUGAAGAGGGGGAGUCUACCUGAGGAGAGGAGCUAUGGGGCCCCUACUGCAGCCACGUCACACCGCAGGGCCUCAGACCUUCCUCACAGUCAGCAGAGUAAGAGACCUGGGAUGGAGGAGAGGGCUCACACCAUAGGCACUCCUGGUAGAAACACCCCCCUAACCUCUCUCGCAGCCCCCCAAAAGACAUCUGAAACUAUACCUCAUUCACAGAGGGCAGUCAUACAGGUGAAAGCAGUGUACGACUUCACAGCGGAGGAAGGGGACGAGCUAGGCUUCCGUGCAGGUGAUGUCAUUGACAUUUUGGAUCACUCUGAUCCAUCGUGGUGGAAAGGAAGAUUGCGGGGUAAAAGUGGUCUGUUCCCUGCCAACUAUACCACACCUUUAUGAGGAAAGCUUAGAGAGAGAGUUGUUGCUCUUUGGGCUUCUCCAAUCAUAUGGACUGUGAUGAUAAGAGUUGGGCAACACACAGAAACUUCAGCAGCCCAAACUAUAGGACUAAAAAGAAAUUGGUUCACAGUUGAUUUCUGAUAACAUAUGCUCACACAUUUAUUUUAAUUUUAAAGCUGGUGCUCAGCAUAAUACAAUUGACAUACCUAAAUGACAUUGAUUUAUAAGCAGAGGUGGACUUACCAUUAGGCAGAAGAGGCAAUUGCCUCAGGCCUCACAUCAUCAAGGUGCCUUCUGAGCUGGGCAUAAUAAUAAAAAAUCUUCUUUUUUUCCUCAAUAAUGUCUCUGCAUGAGACCCCACAACUGGUUUAUAAUAAUGGACUAUUCCAACUCUAUAGAGUUCCCGUGCAUUGUUUCACGCGAUAUGAUUGCAAAUUUGACUUUCAUUGUAAUUAAGCUGUAUCAAUGAGGUGCUUUCACAGCCGGAUAGAGAAAUGUGCAAUUAAUGCAACCAGUGAAAAUAAAGAGAAAGAAAGAAGAUUUAACAGAAAAAAUGUUGUAAGUUAAUGCGUUUCUUUAGUCAAAAGACAAGUGCUGCAUGUAAUACUGACAUUGUCAUUGAGGCAGAAGACAUGUAUGUGUAGACAAUGUAUCUGAUGUAAUCUGGCCAAACAGAGCAUGGCAUGUCAUUCGCUUUUUGGCCAGACAGAAUCAGAUACAUUGGAAGCAUAUAGAAAGACAGGGGCGUUGUUUGGCUCACUAGGAUAAUCGGAUCAUCUCCAGUGAGAUAGUUUGUCACUUGCAAAUUGAAGGAAAUUGUUUGGAUGCUACUUUAAGAAGUGAUUGUUUGACAAUCAGAUGGAAACAUCAUGACCUGUUGUGUUAAUUUUAAUCACAACCACCGCCCCCACAGGAGGCCUUUUGCCUUUUGGUAGGCCGUUAUUGUAAAUAAGAAUUUGUUCUUAACUGACUUGCCUAGUUAAAUAAAGGUUACAGGUUAAACAAAAAUGACACAUUAAAAUGUCAUUUCUUUUGACAGUCUUUACUCUAAAACCCAUAACAAAAUGUUGUGCACCCAAAUCACUAAGUCCGCCCCUGUUUGUAAGGGAACUUCCACAACCCAACUACAGUGUCAUAUCCAUUGGAGGUUGAAAACUGGGAGCUUUGCUGCCACACAUUUACUGUAUGGUACUACACUUUUUGUAUUGCUACCUUUUUGUAUUGUUUGUAGCGCUUGCUUUUAAUUGUAAGGUCUCCAUAGCAAAUGAUGUCUUGUUAGUGAACUUCCAAAUUUACAAUGUCAGUUUGGGUAUGCUUGUCAUCUGUCUAAAUUAAAACAAUGAUGUAUAUAAACCCUGGCUUGCUGAUGCUAUGUAUUGGCCAAUGUGAUGCUUUGAAGCCACCGGUCGGCCAUAUUGUCACUCCUCAAAAGCAGUCUUCCAUAGGAAUACUUCAGUAUUUAAUUUAAAUGUUUUUAGGACAAAAUGACAUGUAUUUUUUGUUGUAGUUGAGAAAGUAUUUUCAAAAAAUUACUCUAAUGAUCUGACACUGAGAACUACACUCCUGACCUGCAGUGUUGGGUAAUGGUGAACUACAUGUAAUUCAACUAGUAAUUUAACUACAUUUUGGGGUAGCUCAGUGGUAGUUGAACUAAAUUCAAUCUAGGUAGUGUUUUCAGUAGUUAUUAAUUUUUUUUUGCAAUGUAACUACUGGAAAUACACACUACUUUUUAUUUAAAAUAAAGUAAAAUAUGAGUGAAGUAGGCAAUCGUUUCCAUUCUUUUUCAGCAUCAGAUUUGCCUAAUCCAAUUACUUUAGCAUGACAUUGCAAAAAAAAAGGAAUUAACUACUGAAAACACUACCUAGAUUUGAAUAUAGUCUUGCAAUUUGUAGUCUAUGACAUUUCAGAUUUACAUAUGAUAAUUUUUCACAAACAAGUUUGGAUGUAGUAAACUACAUUUCAAAGUAACUUUAGUUACGUAAACUAUAUUUUCCUUAAGGGAAUCAUUAGUGUAGCUUAACUUCUUCCAGAGUGAAGUAAUUAGUGGCUUGGUAAACUAGCCUACAGUACCAGUCAAAAAUUUGGACACACCUACUCAUUCAAGGUUUUUCUUUAUUUUGUACUUUGUAUAAUACUAGUGAAGACAUAAAAACUAUGAAAUAUCACAUAGGAAAUCAUGUAGUAUGCAAAAAAACAGUUUAUUCAAAGUAGCCACUCUUUGCCUAGAUGACAGCUUUGCACACUCUUGGCAUUCUCUCAACCAGCUUCACCUGGAAUGCUUUUCCAACAGUCUUGAAGGAGUUCCCACAUAUGCUGAGCACUUGUUGGCUGCUUUUCCUUCACUCUGAAACGUUAAACGUUCUUGACAUUUUCCGGAUUGACUGACCUUCAUGUCAUAGUAUUGAUGGACUGUCAUUUCUCUUUGCUUAUUUGAGCUGUUCAUGCCAUAAUAUGGACUUGGUCUUUGACCAAAUAAGGCUAUCUUCUGUAUACCACCCCUACCUUGUCACAACACAACUGAUUGGCUCAAACACAUUGAGAAGGAAAGAAAUUCCACAAAUUAACUUUUUACAAGGCACACCUGUUAAGUGAAAUGCAUUCCCGGUGACUACCUCAUGAAGCUGGUUGAGAGAAUGCAAAGUGUGCAAACCUGUCAUCAAAGGCUACUUUGAAGAAUCUCAAAUCUCAAAUAUAUUUGUAUUAAUAACACUUUUUUUUGGUUACUACAUGAUUCCCUUUGUGUUAUGUCAUAGUUUUGAUGUCUUUACUAUUACUCUACAAUGUAGAACAUAGUAAAAUAAAUUAAAACCCUGCAAUGAGUAAGUGUUUCCAAACUUUUGACUGGUACUGUAUAUUUUCAGAGUAGCUUCACUGCUGACCUGUGACCAAAUGUUUUUUUUAUGUAUGUCACAGAACCAGAGCAUCCAAGAAAAGUAUCAGGGUCUGAUAAAUACAUUUGGAAUUUAACUGUUUUGGUUUUUGCUUUGAGUCAUUUCAUUUUAGUUGGCUAGACAUUACAACAUCAUGUAGGCUUUAUCUAUUUAUCUGUAUUGAGUUCUAUGUUAAACCUAUAAGCCUAUACACUACAGUUUGAAUGUGCUUUACGUGACACCACUCAAUUCUUGGUUGGCCUUUAUGGAAAUUCAAAAUAAUCACAUUCUCCAUGCAAUAAUUACCCCAACAACACACAAAGAUGGCGCCGUACUGUAUGGUUGCUAUUUUGUGAUUAUUUGUCCUUGUUUUAUAGUAAGCCUACUACUUAUUGAUUACUGCAUUGUUGGGAAAGAGUUUGCAAGAAAGCCAUUUCACUGUUCUUGUGCACGUGACAAUAAAACUUGACAUUUGAACCUGA
Oncorhynchus keta (chum salmon) is the source of this 4623-nucleotide messenger RNA. Its product is annotated as growth factor receptor-bound protein 2-like. Gene Ontology annotation, molecular function: protein binding. The transcript has 9 exons. Bases 294 to 1271 code for a protein of 325 amino acids. NCBI's taxonomy places the organism in Eukaryota, Metazoa, Chordata, Actinopteri, Salmoniformes, Salmonidae. The record is from RefSeq and is a predicted model, not a curated record.